Molecule: messenger RNA, 246 nt
Organism: Purpureocillium lilacinum
Lineage: Eukaryota; Fungi; Ascomycota; Sordariomycetes; Hypocreales; Ophiocordycipitaceae
Source: RefSeq, a predicted model, not a curated record
AUGCAUUUCAACGCACUCCUAUCCGGCGCUGUCGCCGCUCUGCUCGCCACGGGCGUCGCUGCCGACUGCUCCCCGACCCACCCUAUCGGCGACAAGUGCCCGUCCACGAGCGAAGGCGCCCGCUUCUGUGACCCCUCGUGCUCCAGUAUUAUCAUCUGCCACGACGGCGUCGUCAAGCUGAACAACAAGUGCAACCCUGGCUGCUGCAAGUACCAGAACGGCGGCAUCCCCUACUGCUCCUGCUAA